This is a messenger RNA of Corylus avellana, 4095 nucleotides long. The record is from RefSeq and is a predicted model, not a curated record. Lineage: Eukaryota; Viridiplantae; Streptophyta; Magnoliopsida; Fagales; Betulaceae.
AUGGCGGAAGCCCUCCUUUCUUCGUUCCUCGCAGCCCUCUUUGACCGUUUGGCAUCUCCUGAGUUGCUUAACUUUGUUCGCCGAGAGGGGCUUCAAGAGAAGGUGGACAAGUGGAGCAAAACUUUGAGAAGAAUUCAGGCCGUCCUGGAUGAUGCGGACGAGAAGCAAGAUAAGAACGAGGGUGUGAAAGAGUGGCUGAAUAAUCUCAGAGACUUGGCUUACGAUGUGGAUGACAUACUCGAUGAGUUUGCAACGGAAGCUCUGAGACUCAAGUUGACGGAAGGAGAUGAUCAGGCCAGCACAAGUAAGGGACUGAAACGCAAGCUUGCUUCUUUAAUAACUGGUUUCACUCCAACUGCUGUUCGGAUCAACAUGAGGCUGGGGUCAGAGAUGGAGAAGAUCACUGAUCGAUUCAACGAGAUGGUGAAGCAAAAAGAUGAUCUGAAAUUGAGUGAAACUAUUGAUAGGAGGUCAUCCAGAACAAGUCAGAUACUGGCCCCGACUUCUGUAGUGACCGAAGCUCAUGUUUAUGGCAGGGAAAAAGAUAAAGAGGCUCUACUUCAAUUUUUGGUGGGCGAAAAACAUAGUGAUGCUCAACUCUCUGUGCUUCCUAUACAUGGUAUGGGGGGUAUGGGUAAGACUACUCUUGCUCAGCUUGUGUACAAUGAUGAACAAGUGCAAAGCUUUUUUGAGCUCAAAGCAUGGACUUGUGUUUCUGAAGAUUUUGAUGCUGUUAGGGUGACCAAAACAGUUCUACAAUUUUUCUCCUCUGAAAAUUGUGAGGGUAAGGAUCUAAGUUGGUUGCAAGAGAAACUAAAGGCGAAUCUAACAAGGCGAAAGUUUCUAGUUAUUCUCGAUGAUCUUUGGAAUGAGAAAUACAGUGACUGGACUCAUCUACGUGCUCCUUUUGAAGCAGGGGCGGCAGGAAGUGCAAUUGUCAUCACAACUCGCAAUCAUGGAGUUUCAUCAAAGACGGGUACCAUUCCAACUUACUCUUUGAAAGAAUUGUCAAAUGAUUUUUGUUUGUCUAUAUUUGCCCAUCAUGCAUUGGGUACAAGAGACUUCAGCUCACAUGUAAACCUUGAAGAUAUUGGUGAGGAACUUGUUAGAAGGUGUAAACGCUCUCCUUUGGCAGCAAAAGUACUUGGAGGCGUCUUACGCAAUAAAGUAGAUCGUGAUGAGUGGGAAGAUGUAUUGAAUAGCAAUAUAUGGGAUAUAGCAGAAGUGAAAAAUGAAAUUGCUCCGGCUCUUAUGUUGUGCUAUCACCAUCUCCUUUCACUUUUAAAGAGGUGCUUUGCAUAUUGUUCAAUACUCCCCAAGGACUACGUAUUUGAGGAGAAGCAGUUGGUUCUACUAUGGAUGGCAGAAGGUUUAAUUAAGCCACGGGACGGGGGAAAGCAAAUGGAAGAUUUGGGUAGGGAGGAUUUUCGCAAUCUAUUGUCGAGGUCAUUUUUCCAGCGAUCGUUCAACGAUGAAUCAAGAUUUGUGAUGCAUGACCUCAUCAAUGAUUUGGCUCAACAGGUUGCAGGAGAUAUAUGCUUUAGAAUGGAAGAAAAAGUUGGGGGUAAUAAUGAAGGGAAACCGUCUAGAAAGGCUCGGCAUUCGUCUUACUUGGCUGGUGCAUAUGAUGGCAUUAAAAAAUUCGAGGUCUUUAAUGAUCUCAUGCAUUUACGAACCUUCCUGCCUUUGCUUUCACAAUAUUCAUUAUGUGCAUUGACUCAUAAUGUUCCUUUCCAAUUGUUGCCAAAAUUAAAACGCCUAAGGGUGCUCUCUUUGAAGGGAUACAUAAUAUAUGAGCUACCAAAAUCAAUUGGUGAUUUGAAGCAUCUAAGGUUUUUCAACCUUUCUUACACUAAAAUAAGAAGCUUGCCUGAAUCAGUAUGCGCUCUUUACAAUUUACAGACAUUGAUGUUGGAGAAUUGUUUUUUUCUGAAGAAAUUGCCUUCAACGUUUGGAAACUUACUCAACUUGCGACAUCUUAACAUUCGAGGAGCACAUGCAUUGGAAGGAAUGCCUCCGCAAAUCAGUAAAUUAACUUGUCUCCAGACAUUGCCUCAUCUAGUUGUUGGAAAAGGUAGUUGUUCAGGGGUAAAAUUGUUAGGGCCUUUGUUGCAUCUUCGAGAUACACUUUGCAUUUCCAGAUUGGAAAAUGUGAUUAAUCAUGAGGAUGCAAGGGAUGCCAAUCUAUUUGAAAAGAAAAAUCUCUUUGGGGUGUCAUUUGAAUGGAGUACGAACAUAGAGGAGUCACACGACAAAGCACAUGAAUUAGAGGUGCUUAACAUGCUAAAACCUCACGAGGGUUUGAAAGAGCUCACCAUCAACAACUAUGGUGGUACAAAAUUUCCAAUGUGGUUAAGAGUUCCUUCAUUUUCUAAUAUGUUAUUCUUGAAGAUUGAAAGUUGUGCAAAAUGCAUAUCAUUGCCCGCAGUGGGCAAGUUGCCAUCACUCAAAGAGGUUUUAAUUAAAGGCAUGGAUAGUGUGAAAAAUAUUGGUAGCGAGUUUUAUGGGAAAGAUUGCUCACAGCCUUUUAGAUCCUUGGAAACUUUGCAUUUCGAGGAUAUGCAGGAGUGGGAGGACUGGAUUCCUUGUGAAGAAUUCCCAAAACUGUGUAAGCUUUCUAUUAUACGGUGUCCAAAACUGAUGGGUAAGUUACCAAACCACCUUCCUUUAUUAAAAAAUAUUGAGAUACAUGAUUGUAGGCAGUUGUUGGUUUCAAUUUCCAGUUUUCCAGAGCUUUGCAAACUAGAUAUUGAGGGAUCCAAAGGUGUGGUGUGCAGAAAUAAGGUUGACUUCAACUCAUUAAGGUUUUGGAAUCUUUCAACAAUUUCAGAAUUCACAUGUCAAAUAGAAGAGUUCACUAUAGGAGGACGAACAAAUGUGGAAGCUUUAACUAUUGAAGACUGUGAGGUGUUGACAAAUUUGCGCUUAAAUGACAUGGGAUUACUACAACAUCUCCCGUAUCUUGGUGUUUUGGAGAUUCAUGAUUGUCCCAUACUAGUUUCUUUGGAGGAAAACGAAGUAGAAGAGCAGUUACAACUUAGUUUGCCAUCCAAACUGAGAAAAAUCAGGAUCGACAAGUGCGAGGCCUUGGAAUCUUUACCCAAGGCAAUGAUGGACAACAACAUGCAUCUUGAGGAGGUUUAUAUUUCAGGGUGUAGUUCAUUGACUCACUUUGCAAUAGGGCAACUACCUCCAACUCUAAAGCAGCUAACGAUAGAGUGGUGCAUCAACAUGCAAAUUUUGGUGGAUGGGGAUGAUAUCAACAAAUGCAGUAGCGGCAAAUCUCUUCUUGAAUACUUGGAUAUUUCGCUAUGUCCAUCCCUCAAAUCCUUAACCUUAAGUGGAGAAUUACCUGCAACACUUAAACACCUCAAAAUUAAAGAUUGUCGUAGGUUGGAGUCGAUAGCGAAGAGCUUCCAUGACAACUUGUCUCUUGAAGUCAUUAGGAUCUUAUGUUGUUAUAAACUCAAAUCCUUACCCAUGGGCAUACACAACCUCAUCCAUCUUGAUCAGUUUUUUAUUGUACAAUGUACCAUUCUUGAUUCCUUCCCAGACAAUGGGCUGCUCCCUACCAACCUGAAAACACUUCUGAUUGUCUACUGUGAGAAAAUGCAAGCCUUGCCCAACUGCAUACACAACCUCACCUCUCUUCAAGAAUUGAGAAUAUGGCGUAGUGGAAGCAUUUUAUCAUUUCCGGAAGUAGGUUUCCUCACCAACCUAACAUCACUUUCUAUCUAUACUAUGGCGUCGUUUCAUGAGGCCACUUUUGAGUGGGAAUUAUCUGAGCUUCCCUCUCUUAAAGAACUUAUAAUUCGUGGCAACUCUUCGCAUCUGGUGUCCUUUCCAGAGGUGAUGCUACCUGCCUCUCUAACGAGCCUCACCAUUGAAAACUUCCCGGAUCUGGAAUGCAUUUCUUCCAAAUGCUUUCAAUUCCUCGCCUCUCUUGAACAAUUGAGUAUCGAUUCGUGUAAGAAGCUCACGUCCUUUUUAGAGGAUGGCCUGCCACACUCACUCACGAGUCUUUCUAUCUCUACUUGCGAAAAGCUCACGUCCUUUCCAAAGAACGCUGCAAAGGACGAGAGUGGUUCAAGAUAG